This is a messenger RNA of Lolium rigidum, 487 nucleotides long. RefSeq lists its product as uncharacterized. The coding region runs from base 20 to 487 and encodes 155 amino acids. NCBI's taxonomy places the organism in Eukaryota, Viridiplantae, Streptophyta, Magnoliopsida, Poales, Poaceae. Gene Ontology annotation, molecular function: zinc ion binding. The transcript is spliced from 2 exons. The record is from RefSeq and is a predicted model, not a curated record.
UCCCGCGCCACCUCUAUCCAUGUCUUCUUCUAGCUCCCGUGCCACCUCUCGGUUCGAGCUUCCGGUGCGCAUGGAGAUGCCGAUCCUCCUCUGUCCGCGGUGCCGGGCGCCCGUUGAUCGGAGGAUUUCGCGCACACCGAAGAACACCAAUCGUCCGUUCUACGUGUGCAGCAGCGAGAAAGGGAUAAAAUGCUUCUUCGUUUGGGUCGAUGUUUUGCUCCAGACGCUGAUGAAUCAGCUGCUAGAUGAGCACGAAGAAUGGUUGCCCAUCUUGCCACAGACGACACGGGUCGCCGCGAUAGCUAGUGCAGAAGAGACGCAGGGCGGAUCACGCAUUGACAGAGAGGUAGCUUUUGAGCUAAGGUGGAUGAACCAGAAGAUUAGAGAGCUCGAAGAUCAAUCAAAAAUUUGGAAUUACAUUUGUGCAUUUGUAGGUGGUAUUGUUAUCGCACUAGGUUUAAUGUUGACAUUGUAUGGAAAGGCAUGA